AUGAACAACUCUACCAUGGAUCAACUUGAAGCGGCCCACAAGCAGGGUGUUGUACUUGGCCUUUCCGGCUUUAAUGUACACCAGCGCCUCGAUAUCGAUGUCAUGCUGACUGAGCAACCUGAUACCUUCAAUCUGUUCCUUAUCGCCUUGAUGGAACUCCAGGGCAUGGACGACCUCCCUUGGCAGGGUCAGAUCCCUGACGGCUUCUCCUUCAAGGAUGGUAAACAGCCGGACUUGAAGAUGUCCUGGUUUCAGGUCGCUGGCAUUCAUGGAUUACCCAGCGGUCCUUGGGAUGCUGAAGGUACCGGGGGCUCAUAUUGUAAACAUGGCGAAUCGACCUUCGGAACCUGGCACCGUCCGUAUUUGGCAAUGAUGGAGCAAACCCUGUUUCGUCAAGUGGCCAACGUGGCCAAACGGUUCUCUGAGUCGAACAUUCCGAGUGGACAGAAAACGAAGUAUCUCGCUGCUGCUCAACAGUUUCGUCUUCCGUACUGGGACUACUUUCGUCCUCGAGGAUCCAAGGUUACGUUCCCGGGAGUCACCAACCCUAAACAUGGCACAACCACUGCUCCCUAUGACUGGAGUGCUCCGCAAAUUUUCACACUACCUGAAGUCAUGGUUAGGCGUCUUCCGGACAAUAAACUUGUUCCUAUGCCGAAUCCUUUCUUCCAAUAUCAGUUCAACAGUGAGCAGUUCCAGUAUCUCACGCGCGAAGGAUAUCCGGCUACACUUGCGAACAUCAAAAAGACAAUCCGCUAUGGGGGAUCUGAUGAAGCAGCCACAGAGGCGAUGAAUAUCCAGUUGAAUUCAGUCCGUGAAGGCCGUGUUGGCAUCUGCCUCUCUUUGAUCGAAGACCAGGUUUACAGAAACUUCAGAAUGUUUUCAACCAACGCAGUGGACAACAAUACGGAAGAGCAACCUGCAGAGAAGCUCGAGCAACCUUCAGGAUCAAUCGAGGAUCUGCACAAUAAUUAUCAUGGAACUAUCGGUGGCGAAGGACACAUGAGUAAGAUCAAGACGGCCGCCUUUGACCCGAUUUUCUGGAUACAUCAUUGCCAGGUUGACAGACUGUUCGCGAUCUGGCAAGCUGCCAACGGCGACAAGCACUGGUUCAAUGAGCUUGAACCAAAGAAUCAGGGAAUGGGCAAAGACAGCCUGAAACCAUUCCGCAAAUGGCCGCUGGUGGACAAGUCAGAUGCCGAAAAUCGCUACUGGAAUUCCGACCAAGCUCGAUAUAUUACGGAUCUUGGUUACACGUAUCCGGAGUUGGCAAAUGGACAGACAGGCGACAAGGUUCGUCAAGACUUCGCGAGAAAGUACGAAUGGAGCCGAAGGACCACGGCGGAGCUAUUCUUCGGCACACCACCAGAUGAUAUGCAGCCUCUGCAAGUCGGAGAUGCCCAAGUCUUUCAGUACACGUCCGGUGUUCCGUCUGGAGAUCUCUUGAAGAUUCCCGAUUUUCCCGUACAUAUGAUGCAACAGCAAACCGACAUGACCGCAAUGACAUCCACACCGCAGUAUGCCGAUGAUUGGUAUAUUGAUGUUGUGGUCGAGAGAAUGCUCGCUAAUGGGACUUACACAAUUUUCUACAUCAUCGGCGACGUCCAAGGUCAGUCUGGUGGGGAAUGGUCCUCUCUCCCUGGCUUCGUGGGUAUGUCCCACAUCUUGGCAGCGCCUCGCGAGAUAUGUGAGAACUGCGCUCGUCAAGAUGAUGAAGCCCAACUCGUGACCAGCACAACUUCAAUCACUUCACUGCUCCUCGAUUACCUCCAGAUCGGAAAACUGAGCAGCAUGGAGGCUGAUGACGUGAAACAAUUCCUCAUUGACAAUUUGAAGUGGCGAGUUCAGACUGAAACUGGCGAGGUCCUUGAUCCUAGGAGCAUGUCUAGGGACCACAAUUUCAACCUCAGCGUCAGCCGCAAGCGAACGCCAGUACCACGCAGCGCGGGUGAAGUGCAAUAUGACAUUUACCCUGAUGUCAUCGAGGCUAUUAUUAGUAAUUCUUCUUAG
Molecule: messenger RNA, 2010 nt
Organism: Fusarium poae
Lineage: Eukaryota; Fungi; Ascomycota; Sordariomycetes; Hypocreales; Nectriaceae
Exons: 7
Coding region: 1-2010 (669 amino acids)
Molecular function (GO): oxidoreductase activity
Source: RefSeq, a predicted model, not a curated record